Molecule: messenger RNA, 1503 nt
Organism: Mauremys mutica (yellowpond turtle)
Lineage: Eukaryota; Metazoa; Chordata; Testudines; Geoemydidae
Product: leucine-rich repeat-containing protein 3-like
Exons: 2
Coding region: 226-987 (253 amino acids)
Cellular component (GO): extracellular matrix
Molecular function (GO): protein binding
Source: RefSeq, a predicted model, not a curated record
GGCGGGCUCUGCCCGCGGGCAGUGGCCGGUCCCGCCGGGGAAGUUUCCCGGAACGGGCAGGCGGAUGCCCGAGGCUGGAGCCGCCCCAAAGCCCGAACGAGGAGCCCGGGACAGCUGCGGGGCCGCCCCUCCCCCAGAGGGGGUGACCAGCCCGCGUCCCGGGGGCUGUUUCCCUGCUGUGAAUGUCCUGGCGAGCCAAGAAGAGGCAGGGGGAGCUAUGCAGAAAUGCCAGCGCUGCCCUGGCUCCUCGUCGUCAUUCUCUGCCAGUGCGGCGGCCUGGCAUGUCCUGAGGGCUGUCGCUGCCUGCUGGAGAGCAGGGUAGUGAGAUGCACCCACGGGCAGCUGAGGGAGAUCCCCCAGGGCAUCCCCCGCGACACCCGCGUGCUCCACCUGGACGCCAAUGAGAUCACCGGCCUCCCGGAUGGCACCUUGCGGGAGCUGCGCCAGCUGCGAGAACUCUACCUCUCGGACAACCUGAUCGAGAACAUCUCCCCAGCCACCUUCGGGGAGCUGGGCAGCCGUUUGCAGCUACUGGACCUCUCCAAUAACCGGCUCCAGCAGCUGGGCCCCGCCGAGGCCACCUCCACCCUGCGGGCCAAGAUGCGCCUCUACGGCAACCCGUGGCACUGCGGCUGCUCCCUGCAGGAGCUGCUGGAGGCCCUGCCCCUGGAGGCCGAGACGCUGGAGGACGUGGUGUGCUCCAGCGCGGCCCGGGAGGAGUACGUUGGUCAGCCCUUCGCCCGCCUGCUCAGCACCGGCAUCGACUUCUGCAGCGUCCAGCAGAGGACCACGGACGUGGCCAUGCUGGUCACCAUGUUCUGCUGGUUUACGGUGCUCAUCGCCUACGUGGUCUACUACGUUCAGCGGAACCAGGCCGAAACCCGCAGGCACCUGGAGUAUCUCAAGUCCCUGCCCAUCAAGCAGCCGAGUCCAGAGGAGGAGGAGGAGGAGGAGAUGGAGGGAGACACGCUCAGUACCAUCCUCUGACCCAGACUCUUUGCCGUGGGCAGGAGCUGUAUUUAAAAGGGGAAGGCUUUGACUUUGAACCACGACGGCUGAGAAAUCGGCAUGGCACCAAAUCCAUACAGAGUAUGCUGGAAGGCUUAGAGAGGAAGGUUGGCCUGGUGCCUGGGCCAGGAGAGACCUGGGUUCUAUUUCUUACUCUGCCACAGACUUCCUGUGAUAACUUUGGGCAAGUUACGGAGCAUCUGCGUGCCUCAGUUCCCCCAUCUGUACCUUAGGGCUUGUCUACAUGGGGAAGUUAUUCCAGAAUAAAGUAGGGCAUGAAUCUGAAGCACAACAGCUAUGCUGGACCAAGAGUGUCCACAUGGGGAGUUUUCUGAAAUAGCUUAUUCUGCAGUAGCUAUUCUGGUCAAUUUGCCCAUGUAGACAAGGCCUAUCAUAGACUAUCAGGGUUGGAAGGGACCUCAGGAAAUCAUCUAGUCCAACCCCCUGCUCAAAGCAGGACCAACCCCAACUAAAUCAUCCCAGCCAGGGCUCUGU